Messenger RNA from Priapulus caudatus, 718 nucleotides. RefSeq lists its product as uncharacterized. The transcript is spliced from 2 exons. NCBI's taxonomy places the organism in Eukaryota, Metazoa, Priapulida, Priapulimorpha, Priapulimorphida, Priapulidae. The record is from RefSeq and is a predicted model, not a curated record. The coding region runs from base 17 to 706 and encodes 229 amino acids.
AGUGCAAAAUUAACGGAUGCAUUUAGGAGGAAAUAACGAACAGUUCGAGUACUUAAUGACCGAUGAGGCUGGGACAAGAAGAGUGUUAGAUGAGAUCACUGAAGAAAAAGAUCUUGGGAUAUGGAUAAACAGCGACCUGAAACCCACUCUACAGUGUACCAGAGCAGCAAACAAAGCGAUGGGGGUACUGAGAUCGAUCAAGAAAACAUUCAAGUACAUAGAUAAAAGGUGUUUCCUUAUCUUGUACAAGACGUUCAUCAGACCCCACCUAGAGUACUGUGUGCAAGCCUGGUCACCAUACUAUAAGAAAGAUAUGGACCUGUUAGAAAAAGUGCAAAGGAGGGCAACCAAGCUAGUCCACUCUAUACGUAACCUGGAAUACGAGAGGAGACUGGAAAUCCUAGGUCUAUAUUCACUGGAACAGAGGAGAGAGAGGGGAGACCUGAUCGAAACUUACAAAAUUUUAACAGACAAAGAAAACAUAAAUAGCAACCAAUUCUUCACACUGGCAACUGGAACCACCAGGGGGAAUCCCCUGAAACUAUUCAAAAAUAGAUCCAGGCUGCAAUUGCGACAGCACUUCUUCAGCCAAAGAGUGGUGAAUGCGUGGAACGCACUGCCAACAUUUGUAGUUGAGGCCAAGACGGUCAACUGCUUUAAAAACAAACUAGACUUACAUUGGACAGAUAUGGGCACAGGCACUUGAAAUCGUUUCAAU